CGCGGAGGUGAGCGAGCCGCCCCGGCCCCGCCGCCAUGUGGGGCGCCCCGGACGAGAGCUCCGUGCGCGUGGCCGUCAGAAUCAGACCCCAGCUUGCCAAAGAGAAGAUCGAGGGGUGUCAUGUCUGCACCUCAGUCACGCCGGGGGAGCCCCAGGUCUUCCUGGGCAAGGAUAAAGCCUUCACCUUCGACUACGUGUUCGACAUCGCGUCCCAGCAGGAGCAGAUCUACGCGCAGUGCGUGGAGAAGCUCAUCGAAGGCUGCUUCGAGGGCUACAACGCCACCGUGUUUGCCUACGGGCAGACGGGCGCCGGCAAGACCUACACCAUGGGGACGGGCUUCGACGUCAGCCUGGCGGAGCAGGAACAGGGCAUCAUCUCCCGGGCCGUGCGGCACCUCUUCAGGAGCAUCGAGGAGAGGAAGCAGGCGGCGCUGGAGAGCGGGCUCCCUUCGCCGGACUUCAAAGUGAACGCACAGUUCUUGGAGCUGUACAAUGAGGAGGUCCUCGACCUGUUCGACACCACCCGCGACAUGGACGCCAAGAACAAGAAGUCUGGCAUUCGCAUUCACGAGGACGCAGCCGGGGGCAUCUACACCGUGGGCGUCACCACGCGCACUGUGACCACGGAGUCUGAGAUGAUGCAGUGCCUGAAGCUGGGCGCCCUGUCCCGUACCACGGCCAGCACCCAGAUGAACGUGCAGAGCUCCCGCUCGCACGCCAUCUUCACCAUCCACCUGUGCCAGACCCGGCUGUGUCCGCCCGCCGACGCCGAGGUCCCCGCGGACAGCAAGGAGAUGGCGGAGUCACCGCAGAUGAACGAGUUCGAGACCCUCACGGCCAAGUUCCACUUCGUGGACCUGGCGGGGUCCGAGCGGCUGAAGCGCACGGGGGCCACGGGCGAGAGGGCCAAGGAGGGCAUCUCCAUCAACUGUGGGCUGCUGGCGCUGGGCAACGUCAUCAGCGCGCUGGGGGACCGGAGCAAGAGGGCCACGCACGUGCCCUACCGGGACUCGAAGCUCACGCGCCUGCUACAGGACUCACUGGGUGGCAACAGCCAGACGGUCAUGAUCGCCUGCGUCAGCCCUUCCGACCGGGACUUCAUGGAGACCCUGAACACCCUGAAAUAUGCCAACCGCGCCCGCAACAUCAAGAACAAGGUGAUGGCCAACCAGGACCGGGCCAGCCAGCAGAUCAGCGCGUUGCGUGGGGAGAUCACACGGCUGCAGAUGGAGCUCAUGGAGUACCGGACCGGUAAAAGGAUCAUCGACGAGGAGGGCAUGGAGAGCGUCAACGACAUGUUCCACGAGAACGCCAUGCUGCAGACGGAGAACAGCAACCUGCGCGUGCGCAUCAAGGCCAUGCAGGAGACCGUGGACGCCCUGAGGGCCAGGGUCACGCAGCUGGUCAGCGAGCAGGCCAGCCAGGUGCUGGCCAGAGCAGGUGAUGGACACGAGGAGGUCAGCAACAUGGUGCACAGCUACAUCAAGGAGAUCGAGGACCUGAGGGCGCGGCUGCUGGAGAGCGAGGCGGUGGGCGCGGCCCUGCGGCGGAGCCUGGCCCGGGCGGCCGCGCGGGGCCCCUACUUCGGCGCGGGCGGCGCGGCGGACCGGGAGGCGGCGGCGGUGCUGGACCUGGCGCGGCGCGACCUGCAGCGGCUCCGGCGGCGCGAGCAGCGCAAGAGGCGCAGGCUGCAGAGACUGGAGGAGGACCGUGCCGAGGACCACAGUGUGGCUGCUAUGGAGGACGGCGCAGACCCUGGCCAAGAGAAGGGCGAGGAGGCGGGCGCUCCCGAGAGCGCGGGCAGCCAGAUGGAGGCGGAGGAGAGCCAGGAUGCCGGCCAGCAGGAGGACGAGGACGAGGACGAGGAGGAUGAGGAGGACGGGGCUGAGAGCUCUGAUGAGUCCGACUCGGAGUCCGACGAGAAGGCCAACUACCAGGCCGACCUGGCCAACAUCACCUGCGAGAUCGCCAUCAAGCAGAAGCUGAUCGACGAGCUGGAGAAUAGCCAGAGGCGGCUGCAGACGCUCAAGCGGCAGUACGAGGAGAAGCUGGUGACCCUGCAGCACAAGAUCCGCGACACCCAGCUGGAGCGGGACCAGGUGCUGCAGAGCCUGGGCUCUGUGGAGUCCAACUCGGAAGAGAAGGCCAAGAAGGUCAAGUCCGAGUACGAGAAGAAGCUGCAGGCCAUGCAUAAGGAGCUGCAGCGGCUGCAGGCGGCGCAGAAGGAGCAUGCGCGGCUGCUGCGCAGCCAGUCCCAGUACGAGAAGCAGCUCCAGAAGCUGCAGCAGGACGUGGCAGAGAUGAAGAAAACCAAGGUUCGCCUCAUGAGGCAGAUGAAAGAAGAACAGGAAAAGGCCAGGCUGAGCGAGUCCAGGAGGAACAGGGAGAUCGCGCAGCUCAAGAAGGAUCAGCGGAAACGAGACCAUCAGCUGCGGCUGCUGGAGGCGCAGAAGAGAAAUCAAGAGGUGGUGCUUCGGCGCAAAACCGAAGAGGUGACGGCGCUGCGCCGGCAGGUGAGACCCAUGUCUGAUAAAGUGGCCGGGAAGGUCACUCGGAAGGCCGGCUCGUCCGAGGGCCCCGCCCAGGACACAGGGCCCAGCGCGGCAGCCGGAGACGCGGAGGCCAGCCGGGCGGGGACCCCACCGAAGGGCCGGGUCCCCGUGGCCAGAGUGCAGGCCUUGCCCUCGCCCAGCGCCAACGGAGCCAGGAAGCAGCCCCAGAGGACAGGCCUGCCCGGCCGCGCGGUCACCUCCAGGACCGCGCGCAUGAAGUGGCAGCUGCUGGAGCGCAGGGUGACGGACGCCAUCAUGCAGAGGAUGACCGUCUCCAACAUGGAGGCCGACAUGAACCGGCUGCUCAAGCAACGGGAGGAGCUCACCAGGAGGCGGGAGAAGCUGUCGCGCAGGAGGGAGAGGACGGCCCGGGAGGACGGCGAGGGUGAGCGGGGCGCAGCCAGCGUGCAGGAGGAGCUGGAGGCGCUGGCCGCCAACAUCGACUACAUCAACGAUAGCAUCUCCGAAUGCCAGGCCAGCAUCAUGCAGCUGGAGGAGGCCAAGGAGGAAGGAGAGACGCUGGACGCGGCCGCAGUCAUCAACGCCUGCACGCUCCUGGAGGCCCGGUACCUGCUGAACCACUUCCUGUCCAUGGGCAUCAGCAAGGGGCUGCAGGCUGCGCAGAAGGAGGCGCAGAUCCAGGUCCUGGAGGGCCGGCUGAAGCAGACGGAGAUCACCAGCGCCACCCAGAACCAGCUGCUGUUCCACAUGCUAAAGGAGAAGGCGGAGCUGAACCCCGAGCUGGAGGCCUUCCUGGGCCCCGCCCUGCAAGGUCUGGGUGGCCAGCCGCCAGAAAACGGGGAGGACAGUAGCGACGAGGAUGCCCCUUUAAACAGCCCGGGGUCCGAGGGGAGCUCACUGUCCGCGGACCUGAUGAAGCUCUGUGGGGAGGCGAAGCCCAAGAGCAAGGCGCGGCGGCGGACGACCACGCAGAUGGAGCUGCUGUAUGCGGAGAGCGGCGAGGGCGCCCCGGACGCGGGGGACGCCUGCCCGCCCGGGCCCGCGCCGCUGGAGGAGGCCGGCAGCCCCGCGCCCACGGGGGGCCCUGUGGCCGGGGAGCGAGAGCCCGUGCCCCCCAAGCCAGGAGGCCUCUCCCGGCAGCCGUCCAUGUCCGAGAAAAGGGCCCCGGGGCCUUCCCCCCUCAGCCGGCGAAAGACCUAUGAGAAAGAGAAGCCGACGCCCAAGGAGCAGAAGCUCUCAGAUUCUGGGACCUCAGAGGCUAGUCUCUCACCUCCUCCUUCCCCGCCAAGCCGGCCCCGUAGCGAGCUGAGUGUCUUUAAUCGACUUACUGUUUCUCAGGGAGCCCCGUCAGCCCCGCAGGAUAAGUCUGGUGAAGGUGACCCCUCUCCGGCCGAGGCCCUCAGGGGCACCAUCCACCCGUUCCCGGCCCCCAAGGGCGUCCGCACGUCCCCGCUGCAGUGCGUCCACGUGGCCGAGGGGCACUCGAAAGCCGUGCUGUGCGUGGACUGCACCGACGACCUGCUCUUCACGGGAUCCAAAGAUCGGACGUGCAAGGUGUGGAACCUGGUCACGGGGCAGGAGAUCAUGUCGCUGGGCGGCCACCCCAGCAGCGUGGCCUCCGUCAGCUACUGCAGCUACGCGAGCCUGGUCUUCACCGCGUCCACCUCGCACAUCAAGGUGUGGGACAUCCGGGACUCGGCCAAGUGCGUCCGCACACUGACGUCCUCCGGCCAGGCCAGCCCCGGGGACGCGUGCGCGGCCGGCGCCGCCCGCUCGCCGGCCACCGCCUCGGGGGAGAGCCCCGUCGCCCGGAUCGCGCUCAGCCCCGCGGGCGCCGCCCUCUACGCCGCGGCCGGGACCGCCGUGCGCCUGUGGGACCUCCGGAGGUUCCAGUCCGCGGCCCGGCUGGCCGGGCACCUGGGCCCCGUGAUGUGCCUGGCGGUGGAGCGUCUGUCCGGCGGGCAGGACCUGGUGGUCACCGGCUCCAAGGACCACUGCGUGAAGAUGUUCGAUGUGACGGAAGGGGCCCUGGGCACCGUGGCCCCCUCCCACAGUUUUGAGCCCCCCCACUACGACGGCAUCGAGGCGCUGGCCCUGCACGGGGACAGCCUGUUCAGCGGCUCCAGGGACAACGGCAUCAAGAAGUGGGACUUGGCGCAGAAGGGCCUUCUGCAGCAAGUGCCCAACGCACAUAAAGACUGGGUGUGCGCCCUGGGCGUGCUGCCCGGGCCGCCCGCCCUGCUCAGCGGCUGCAGGGGUGGCGUCCUCAAGCUCUGGAACCUGGACUCAUGCCUGCUCCUCGGGGAGAUGAGAGGCCACGACAGCCCCAUCAAUGCCAUCUCCGUCAACGCCACCCAUGUCUUCACGGCCUCCGACGACCGAACCGUGAGGAUCUGGAAAGCUCGCAGCCUGCAGGACGGCCAGGCGCCUGACGCGGGGGACCCGGGGGAGGACGGCGCCAGCGUCUGAGGCGGCAAGCGGGAGCCGGCGGUGCCGUGUGGCCCUCGUGCCUGCUCCGGGUCAGGUCCUGGGCAGGUCAGCUGCAGGCGCCCCUAAGCCCACUCCCGAGGGCUCUGCUGGCCGGCGCCGUCCCGCCACGCAUGUGCAUCUGUGCUGACCGCCCCGCCUCGCGCCGCUGAGCUCCAGGUACAGCCCUCCAGUCCGCAGAUGAGCCCAGGGCCCGUGACCUGCAGCUGCGCACGGCUGUCCCACGGCGCCCUAGAAACACCCACCGGGCGGUGUCUGGGGGUUCCCCACCCCCGGGGGCCGCCCGGUGCACAGGAAGUGGAGAUGUGAAACGCCGUCCGUGCGCUGUGGACCCCGGUCUGUGCCGGCACAGGUGGCCUGUGCCCCGCGCAUCCGGGGCCCACGACGUGUCGCUGCACUUGUGCGUGCUGGGCACCCCCCGCCCCGGCCCUCCAGGCUCCACGUCCACCGGCCCCCGACAGCGUGACGUCCUUCCGGAAAUCUAUUUUGAUCGGUUUUCCCCUGGAGUUGCUCCUGUAUUGCUGUUUGAUUUCAUUUUCUGUUUAACAGUCGCGUCUCCUCCCUUGUCUAACGUUGUCUGCGCCGCUGAGCGGGUUUCAAACACGCCGUGUCUGCGGCCGGGCCAGAGCGGCCGCCGGGUGCCCGGGUGCCCGGGCGGGGCAGAGGCGCCUCCUCGCCGUGUGGACUUCUAAACGCUGUAGAUUGGAUUUUACAAAAGGAUGUAUAAUUUAUCUGUCUGCUGAGAACUUUAAUUUGUAAAUUCUGCAAAUUUAAUUUUGUGUAGAUGGUUUAACAUUGGAAAAUACUGUCUUGGGUACCGCAGCCCUGGAAGCGUUUGCCGUAGAUGCGAGCUUAGCUGGGGCUCAAUAAACACGCCGCUGCC
Talpa occidentalis (Iberian mole) is the source of this 5883-nucleotide messenger RNA. RefSeq names its product kinesin family member 21A (gene KIF21A). The record is from RefSeq and is a predicted model, not a curated record. Lineage: Eukaryota; Metazoa; Chordata; Mammalia; Eulipotyphla; Talpidae. Gene Ontology annotation, biological process: mitotic spindle organization; microtubule-based movement. Gene Ontology annotation, molecular function: microtubule binding; ATP binding; microtubule motor activity.